AUGUUCUUGUUCAUCAAAUUCGUUCAAUUCAAAAUCGAACUUGUCGUGUUUGACUGUGCUCAUGGGUUCCACACCACACCAUCAUCACAGUACCGUUGGUACCAAGUGUUCUACCAUAUUGGAGUCUUCCUUUCUCGUUCGUCGAUCAACCUUAUUAAGUUGAACUUCGUAUGCAUUUCGCUCUUGGCCGUCGUCCAGACGGCAACGACUAUUGUGGUAUUCUUCACGGCUAUAUACGCAUAUAUUCCUCACUUCGCCAUCAUCUGUUCGAUAAUGUUCUUCGUUGGCAUUGUGGGCGGAGCCAACUAUGCAAAUACGUUCUACCACAUCCACAGAAAAGUGGAUCCAACAAUCCGCGAAUUCGCUCUGUCCACUGUCACAUUCGCGGACACAAUUGGAAUUCUGGCAGCAGCCCUUACAGCGAUUCCAGUCCACAAUUGGAUCUGUGCCAUGAAAUGGUACGGCUAG
Molecule: messenger RNA, 468 nt
Organism: Ostertagia ostertagi
Lineage: Eukaryota; Metazoa; Nematoda; Chromadorea; Rhabditida; Trichostrongylidae
Source: the annotation of a GenBank genome assembly